Messenger RNA from Aspergillus steynii IBT 23096, 1214 nucleotides. RefSeq lists its product as uncharacterized. The record is from RefSeq and is a predicted model, not a curated record. NCBI's taxonomy places the organism in Eukaryota, Fungi, Ascomycota, Eurotiomycetes, Eurotiales, Aspergillaceae. The coding region runs from base 169 to 1146 and encodes 325 amino acids. The transcript has 4 exons.
GCUGCCGACUGAAGCAAUUCAGACAGCUCAUCGUGCUCCCCGCGGGGUCAGUCGUAGUCGUAGCCGUAGCUGGAGCUGUGCGAGGUCUACUUAAGACCGUCGCAACCGGCCCCAGAUGUAUUCUCACUUCCAUCUACAUUCCCCUCUACACAGCUCCCUACUAGCAAAAUGCCCGGUGUCCUCAGCGCCUCCAACCUCUCCGUCGUCGACGGCCCCUUGACCUCCGAGAACGCCGCCCUCCUGCGUCCCUCCGACCCAACCCUCCCCAUCGAGGAGCUGCGCCAGCGCUACAACCAAGACGGCUACCUCUUCCUGAAACAGGUGCUGCCCCGCGACGACGUCCUGCAGACCCGCCGCGACUACUUCGAGUACCUAGCGCCCACCGGCGUCCUGAAAGACGGCUCCGACCCCGUCGACGGCAUCUUCAACCCGACCAAGUCGCUCGCCGACUACCCGGGGAUCGGAGCCGGGCACGUCGACGGUAAUGGACGGCCGGGGGGCCCCAGCGCCGACAUGUUCGUCGACCGCGCCAUCGAGGCCCACCAGAAGGACUGGUAUACCAAGAACCUGGUCCACCACCCGGCGCUGUAUGACUUCGUGGCCAAGUUCACCGGCUGGGGUAACGAUACCUUGACCUUCAAGCGCACCCUGCUGCGCAAUAAUAUCCCCGGCUCGAAGCCCAUCGGCGUCCAUUAUGAUCAGAUCUUCCUGCGCCAUGGCGAGCCGACGAGUGUCACGGCGUGGGUGCCCAUCGGGGAUAUUAAGCUCAAUGGCGGCGGGCUGAUCUACUUGGAAGAUGGCGACCCGGUGGGAUUGAAGAUCGAAGAAGAAUUCACGACCAAGGCCAAGCAGGCCGGGCUGACGGAGGAAGAGGCGCGUUCGGCGUUCAACUCCAACAUGAUGUCCACCGGUCUGCUGUCCGAGGCGCCGGCGCAGUUCGCCAAGGAGAAUGGCCGGCGCUGGCUGGUCUCGGCCUACGAGGCAGGCGAUGUCGUGCUGCACAAGCCGCACACGAUCCAUGCGUCGACCAUCAACAAUGACCAGGACAAUGUCAUCCGGUUGGCGACGGACUUGCGGUUCUGUGACUCCUCUAAACCGUAUGAUAAGCGGUGGAUGAACACUUACCGGUUCAAUGAUGGUGUUUGAAUGGAUGUGUUUGAUUUCUCUCGUGUUUUGAAAUAGUGGCAUGCCUUCGUUAAUGAAAUGAGUUAUGG